AUGUCACAGCUCCUGCAUCUGGAAUAUGGAGGCUCCACCCUCCGCUCCCCCUCCCCACGCAGAGGGUUGGACAGAGGAGCAGCUCGGGAGGGACCCCCCAGCCUGGCACUGCCCAGCCUGGCCACUGCUGUGCCCCCAAGCACCCCCUUACCCGGACGUGUCCCCAAAGAUUUAAUCGAGUUGAUGAUGAUUCAAAACUCCCAAAUGCACCAGGUGCUGAUGAACAGCCUGGCUGUGUCGGCACUGACGUCCUUCGGCUUUGGCCCAUCCCCAGCCACUGCCCAGGCGCUGGCGAUGCCUUUGCAGAGCGAGGAGGAGGAGGAGGCUGUGGUUUUCCACCAUCACUACAUCCCCUACCCGGGUCCUGUUCCCGUCCUGCCGUGGCUGGACCCGGGGCGGGAUCGGGGUCCGGGGGCUGUGCGGUUCCUGGGCUCGUUGGCUGAGGAUGAGGUCAGUGCGGUGCCCCCUCCUCCACCCCCCAGUGCCACGGGGACAGUGGGACCCAACGUCCCACCAGCAUCAGAGUACUACAGCGUGCUGGAGGAGAGGCUGUGAGCUCCAGGAGAGGCUGUGAGCUCCAAGAGAGGCUCCUUCCCAACGUGGUUCCUCUGGCACAUCCCAGCCUGUGGUCCCAGAAGAUCCUGGGUGGGUGCUUCAGGAUACCCAUCAGUUCGGGGUGGUUUCCUCCCCCUGAGCCACCUCGAGGCAGGGGGUGUCACAAAGCCUGUCACCCAACCCCAGGUGACAUCCUGAUCCCAAUCUCUGCAUCCAUGAGGACUGCACGGGCUGUGCUGUGUCCUGGUGGGUGGGGAGAGGGGAGAUGUUCCCAGCCCAGAUGGUCCCAGUCUUCAUUAGUCCCUUCAGAUCUCAAUGCAGCACAUUGCCUGUAAUUAAUUUGCUUUGUUAAGAAAGCCCCUGCUGU
This is a messenger RNA of Lepidothrix coronata (blue-crowned manakin), 922 nucleotides long. It is a transcript of the gene PRR29, whose product is annotated as proline rich 29. NCBI's taxonomy places the organism in Eukaryota, Metazoa, Chordata, Aves, Passeriformes, Pipridae. The record is from RefSeq and is a predicted model, not a curated record. The coding region runs from base 1 to 555 and encodes 184 amino acids. The transcript is spliced from 6 exons.